CAUCAUCGUCAACAUUCAAUAAUCAACCCACCUCGUUCCUUCUUUACUUUCUUCCUCUCUUGAUAUUUCUCAACUCAUUUCUCACUAACAAACGAGAACAACUAGUCAAAGCCACCUGCAAAUGGCUGCUACUUCCUCAUUAGCUUUUCCUUCUCUGCAACUACAGUUCCAAACUCCACGCAGGUCGUCUACUUCUACUCGCCGACUUUCCUUCCGUCCGAUCUGCGCCUCUGUCUCGGAGAAGUCAUCAUCUUCAUCCUCCUCCAUCUCAUCACAACCCGCAGACACAACCGAGCUUCCCCUGAGGAAAAUCCCCGGGGACUAUGGUCUCCCUUUUGUUGGUCCCCUCAAGGAUCGCCAGGACUACUUCUACAACCAAGGCAGGGAUGAGUUCUUCAAGUCCCGAAUCCUGAAGCACCAGUCCACUGUGUUCCGAGUCAACAUGCCACCUGGUCCCUUCAUCACCACCAAAUCCCAGGUCAUCGUUUUGCUCGAUGGCAAGAGCUUCCCUGUCCUCUUUGACACUUCCAAGGUCGAAAAGAAAGACGUCUUCACCGGCACCUACAUGCCCUCAUUGGAGCUCACUGGCGGUUAUAGAAUACUCUCAUACCUCGACCCCUCGGAGCCGAAGCACGACAAGCUCAAGCGUUUAAUGUUCUAUCUCCUAAAGUCUGGUAUUAAGUCUGUGAUUCCUGAGUUCCACUCAUGCUACUCCGAGUUUUUCGAAACUCUGGAAACCAAGCUCGCGGAUAAAGGUAGAGCCAGCUUUAACGAGGCCAACGAUCAAGCAGCUUUCAAUUUCUUGGCUCGAUCAUUGUACGGAGCUAAUCCGGCAGAGACUCAACUCGGCACCGACGGUCCAAAAUUGGUUCAGAAAUGGGUUUUGUUCCAACUGAGUCCAAUUCUAUCUCUUGGUCUACCAAAGUUCAUUGAAGAUCCUGUGUUUCACACCUUCCCUCUUCCACCAUUUCUGGUCAAGAAAGACUACCAGAGACUGUACGACUUCUUCUACCAGUCAUCCGGUCACGUGCUCGACGAGGCUGAGAGGCUGGGAGUCUCCAGAGACGAAGCGUGUCACAAUCUGCUAUUCGCCACGUGUUUCAACUCAUUCGGAGGCAUGAAGCUCUUCUUUCCAAGCAUGCUCAAGUGGAUCGGCCGUUCCGGAGCUAAACUGCACAGUGAACUAGCACAGGAGAUCCGCUCUGCCGUCAGAUCCAACGGCGGGAAGAUCACCAUGUCUGCAUUGGAGCAAAUGCCGCUGAUGAAGUCUGUGGUUUACGAAGCUUUCAGGAUCGAGCCACCGGUUCCUCUACAGUACGGUAGGGCAAAGACUGACCUAGUUAUUGAGAGCCACGAUGCGGCGUUUAAGGUUAAGGAAGGCGAGCUCUUAUUCGGGUUCCAACCGUUUGCUACCAAGGACCCCAAAAUCUUCAAAAACGCGGCGGAGUUUGUGCCGGACCGGUUUGUCGGUGAGGAAGGGGAGAAGUUGUUACAAUAUGUGCUCUGGUCUAACGGUCCGGAGACGGAGGCCCCGACCGUCGGAAACAAACAGUGCGCCGGAAAAGACUUCGUCAUGCUGGCAUCGAGGCUGUUGGUGGUGGAGUUCUUUCUCCGAUAUGAUUCGUUCGAGAUUGAAGUUGCUGCUUCGCCUUUAGGAGCUGCCAUUACUAUGACCUCGCUGAAAAGAGCUAGCUUUUGAAGUUUGGGAUUAAAAACAAAUUUGUUUAUAACUAGUAGCCGUUUGUAAAUCUUUUUUUCUAAGGAUUUAGGUUUGGGAGGUGAUAACUAUCCUAGCUAGGUAUAUAAAGUGUUUUUUGUUGUGUGGGACUUUUUGCAUACUGGUCCUGCAACACAUUUAACUUCGUAUCCACAGGUGUAUGAAUAUGAAUAUGAAAGUUCAGGGCAUGUGAGAAUUGUGAGUGCUUUUGUUUUGCUUA
This is a messenger RNA of Argentina anserina (silverweed cinquefoil), 1937 nucleotides long. RefSeq names its product allene oxide synthase 1, chloroplastic. Gene Ontology annotation, molecular function: iron ion binding; heme binding; oxidoreductase activity, acting on paired donors, with incorporation or reduction of molecular oxygen. Lineage: Eukaryota; Viridiplantae; Streptophyta; Magnoliopsida; Rosales; Rosaceae. Gene Ontology annotation, biological process: sterol metabolic process; jasmonic acid biosynthetic process. The transcript has a single exon. Gene Ontology annotation, cellular component: chloroplast envelope; chloroplast thylakoid membrane. The record is from RefSeq and is a predicted model, not a curated record. Bases 122 to 1699 code for a protein of 525 amino acids.